This is a messenger RNA of Culex pipiens pallens (northern house mosquito), 1363 nucleotides long. RefSeq lists its product as uncharacterized. The transcript has 6 exons. NCBI's taxonomy places the organism in Eukaryota, Metazoa, Arthropoda, Insecta, Diptera, Culicidae. The record is from RefSeq and is a predicted model, not a curated record. Bases 793 to 1170 code for a protein of 125 amino acids.
GACACGCAGUGCAACAUUAGGAGACAGAGCCAGCAGCCACUCCCCCGGACGCGCGACUUGUCACUGUCCGAAUCGAGCGGAUGCGAGAAAAGAAGAAAGUGAAGAAACAAAAUGUAAACAAUGAGAGUUGAAAGUGCAUGUUUAACCUGCGGAGAAAAAUAGUGUCGAUUUGCUAGGGAAUUUGUAGAUAUUUCGCCUUGUGGAGGUGUUUUGGAAGUAGGGUUGAAGACGUAGACCUCACACCAACGUUCGCCCAAACUUACCUCACCUGUGUUAACACGAAUCAAACCACCUGCGUGAACUCCUACAACGAUCCAACAAGAACGACUGGUAGGGUAACAUUCCCCAUGUUGGGCCCAAACAUACGGUUGAACUUCAGAGCAAAAUAAACAACCAGUGCCAGAAGUAAACAGUGAAGAGGGAAACCACUUCUUUUUGAGUUGCUGAACAACAAAAACUUCGGCUACUACAAAAAUCUGGUUCACCCAUCCGAACAAUGUAUAUGCAAGGUUCACAACAUUUAUGAAUGUGUGCCAAAAUGUGUACAAAAUGGCUUGCGCGUGUGUGUCAGCCAGCAGCAACGUCGCGGUCGAGGCCGCGGUUCAUUUAGUCUUUUGUGAAACUGCGCGUGUGCGACUCUCCGCGGACAGAAAUGGCAGACGGUGCCGGCGAAGUUCCGGCAAACAACCCAGAUGCAGAUCCUGUUUGACCACAACAGUAAGAUCAACGAGAUCCCGCUGUAUUCGACGAUCCGGGGCGUGUUCUGCUCGUCAAUUACUUUGAGAGCAGCCGAUGGAGAUGGCCGUCAACGGGAAGCUGGUGCCGGGACUGCAGAACAACGGCGGGCCGUGCAGAUUGCAUCCAGAUGUGGUGAACCGCAUUGUCGGAAUGGUUCCGAACCAGAUCGUGAAAAUCAUCGACAAGAACAAUCUUCCGGUGUACCCAUCGUUGCUGGUUAACCUUGACGCAAAAAAUAUCAAGGAGACGCAUCGCACUUCGCUCGAGUUGGACGUCAAGUCUGUGUUGGGAAAAUCUGAUGGACCACUUCAAGCAGCCGGUGAGGCCAAGGAGUCCAAGAACGCUCGGUGUGCUGGAAACCGGGUUCAAGAGGCAGGUUUCGGAGUUCCGCAUCACCGGCCGGAAACAAAGAGCAACGAGGCAGCCGCUUGAGGAGUUACUCCUCCCGGAAACGGUCCCACUCCAAGCGAUCUCCUGCAAGAAACAAACGGAGCCGCUCCCGUCCAAGGAAUCAAGUGCAGUGCUCCAAGUCCUGUCAUUAUAGCUUAAUAAAAGUUGAACAAUAAAAUACUUUGUUUUAUAAUUUGAAAAGAAAAUAAAACACCAAUUUAAUAUAAAAACUAAA